Molecule: messenger RNA, 834 nt
Organism: Antechinus flavipes (yellow-footed antechinus)
Lineage: Eukaryota; Metazoa; Chordata; Mammalia; Dasyuromorphia; Dasyuridae
Gene: CDX4
Product: caudal type homeobox 4
Exons: 3
Coding region: 1-834 (277 amino acids)
Biological process (GO): animal organ morphogenesis; anterior/posterior axis specification; embryo development
Cellular component (GO): nucleus
Molecular function (GO): DNA-binding transcription factor activity, RNA polymerase II-specific; RNA polymerase II transcription regulatory region sequence-specific DNA binding
Source: RefSeq, a predicted model, not a curated record
AUGCACCCGGGAUCCCAGAGGGCCACCAACCUGGGCAGCAGUGGCAUAGGUACCAGCAUGGGAAGCGGUGGGGGCAGCAUAGGCGGGGGCAGUGGCCACCUGCCCGGCCAGGCCUUCAGCUCAACCCCUGCCUAUUCACACAGCAUGAGCUAUUCUCCUAUGGCCAACCUGGAUGGCCAUGGCCAGUGGCUUGGAUCCUGGGGGUCCGCAUAUGCUCCCCCAAAGGAAGAUUGGGCUCCCUAUGGGGAGGGACCCUCCAGCUCUGUGGUGGAAUCUUCUUCAGUCCAAACCCUGGCCCAGGUCUUGGCCCUGGCGCCAACCCCAGCCCCAUAUGGAGCUACCGACUACAGCAACUUGGUCCGUCCUGAGUCCAGCGGGGUCAUCCCUCCUGAGAAUAUGGAAUUCACAGAGCCCACCUCCAAUCCCCCCAACAUAGGAGGUCCCUAUGCUUGGAUGAGCAAAACACUUCAUGUUUCAGGGAAGACCAGGACCAAGGAAAAGUACCGAGUGGUUUAUUCAGAGCAUCAGAGACUGGAGCUGGAGAAGGAAUUCCAUUGCAACAGAUACAUCAGCAUUCGGAAGAAGACGGAGCUAGCGGUCCAGUUGGGCCUUUCGGAGAGACAGGUGAAAAUCUGGUUUCAGAAUCGCCGGGCCAAGGAGCGGAAGCUACUGAAGAAGAAAAUCUCAGAGUCCCAGGCCAACGCAAGCAGCACAGCCCACAGUGACUCCAGCUCUGUGAGCCCGGGGGAGCCACCAAAGUUGUACUUUCCCCCACCUCCACCUAUGGGGGAAUUCCAGCCAAUUGAUAUUCACCAGAUCCUGGUCUCAGAAUAA